AGGAAAACGUGCGUGACAACGCAAGUAGUGUGUGCAUAACAAUGCGAGUGAAAAGUGCAUGACAAUGCAACAAGCGUGCGCGACAACGCAAGUAAGGUGUGCAUGACAAUGCAACAACAAUGAGAUGCACAUAUUCAACGUAAGCAUGGUAAAGGCAUGCUAUUCGCGAUAUUGGGAUACAACCUAAAAACAAGAUGAGGCGUUCUCAAUGUAAGAGUGAAAAGAUGUAUAUAACAAAUACGCACCUUACAAACAUAACAAAACAUUGUAAUGCAACAUAUUCAAAAGCAAUUCUUGAGCAAUUCUCAAAUCUUGCAAUAUACAAAAGGAUACGAAAAAGGAUACACCUCGUGCGUAUCAAGCAACGCACAAGGAAGACACGGUUCGAGGUCACCACGAAGGCCGCGUAAGCUUCAAAAGUGUACUUCCUUGCACUUUCUUGAAAGAUGAGGGUGCCAAUUAACAGAAUUACCCCAAACAAGGGCAUUGGAGGUGCAUCGACUAUAAGGGCCAUCCAUCGGCCAUCAAAAGAGCUUAUCGGCUGAAAAUUUAGCCGUUUGGCCAAUAAUUUGGCCGAUCGGCCAAAAGUGGCAAAUUCGGGGCAGUUUUUUCCAUUUGCUUCGGGCCUUUAAAUAUAGGGUUCCAAACCCUAUAUCCUCACUUGUCCUUAGCUGAAAACUCUUGCUCUCUCUCUCUAGGUUGUUUUCCAUCCUUCGAUUCAAGCUUUUCCCCCGUUUUCCAAGCUUCCACAACUUUCAAUUCGCAAAACCCUCUUCGUUCCAAACACUUUGAACCGAUCAAAAUGUGAUUUCGGAGCCACAUUCUAGAUUUCCACCACUUGGGGUUUGUUUCACCCAAGUUAUCCUUGGUUUCCGUGCCUUCUCCCACACUUCGACUUCUUCUUCUAUUUUCCCCCCUCGGGGUUGACUUUCAGUUGACUUUUGGCAUUCUUGCCCAUUUUUCGUACCCUCGAUCAUUUCCUUCCUCUUCUCGAGAUGGCAGCCGAUAUUCCAUAGGGUGGGGCUCCUCUAGAGAUGGAAAUGGAGAUGGAUCCUGAGUUCGAGCUCUUGCCACUCAGUGUUCGGCCAUUCGACCCGGUGACGUACCAGCCUGAGGUACAUGUGUUGCCUCCCGACAGUAUUCGCCAGUUCAGGAGCUACGCAUGAGGUGCGCCAUUGGAGCUCCUGCUACACGAACCAGAGUCACACCUUUCAUAUGGCGCCGCUAAGGUAUACUCUUCCUCUUUACUUUCUGCAAUGUAGGUCGUAUAUCUUGGAUAGUUGAUACUGCCCUUUAUCUAAUCAUCACAGACACACUUAUAGAUCACAUGCUUAGUUCAUCCUGAGCACAUUCAUACAUGAUAUCUGUGCCAACUCGAACACAUGCACACACACUACAUUUUCAUCAAUUCUGGACACAUUCAAACACUGUAUUUCUAACACUACUUCGCAUCUGUUCGUCUUGAACACAGGGAGAUUCGCAUGCCUUCCGAGGUUAUGGAAACACCAUUCCCCGAGAUUGGUACAUGUAGUUGCCUGAUGAGGUCCGCCAGAUCGUCGACCAUGCCAGCUUCGGCAUUUUCUGCAUGGGACUCUCGCACCUCACUGCGAGUAGGCCCCUUCUAGGCGCACUGGUUGAGAGGUGGUGGGACACCACUGAUUCCUUCCACCUUUCUGCAGCGGUGGAGAUGACGAUGAUUCCCUUUGACUUCUCCAUGCUCACCGGCAUCGUAGUAGGGGUGAUCCGAUCCCUUUCGACACCGACAUGGGCAAGUGGGAUGCGCUUAGAUCUUUCUGCUAGGGAUUCGCCCACCCCUCUCCCGAUCGGGGUUCGUAAGAUAUUAAUGGUUCGAGGACCAGUUCAAGAUACAGAUACCGACGACCCGAGAGGAGGUCAAGCAGUAUGCCUGAGGGUUCAUCAUGCUCUUGCUGGGCACCACCCUCUUCACCGACCAGGCGAACACAGUUGGCCUUCAUCUGUUGAGCACGCUGGUGGACGUGACCAGGAUCCGACGCUAUGAUUGGGGUGGCACAGGCCUAGCCACAUUGUACGGGUACAUGAGCUCCUCAUCAUACCGGAGCGGGCAUCUGUUAGGAGGCUAUUGGCGAGCCUGGGAGUUGUGGGUGUAUGCCUACUUUCCGAGGCUUGCUUCAGAGCCGGAGGUGGAGAUGCCCCUCGUUGUUCCCUAUUCUCAUCGAUAUGAUGUGAGGUGCGGGCAGAGGCCGCGGGAGUUUUUCCUGUUCUUCCGCAGAUACUUUGACACCAUAGCCGUAGCAGAGAUCACCUGGCAGCCCUGGGCAGUGCUGCUUAACACAGUGAAGGACCAGUGCAUGGGUGCUCGGUAGGCUGCCCGGUUCCGGGUUUUGCUGGAGGGUCCGGUCUGUCGGGCAUGGUAUUUGGGAGAACGCUUCCUGCAUCAGACCCUUAGUUUACCUGAGCAGAUAGUCCCGAGGCCACCUCCUACCCAUAUGAGGCAUACAGAGAGGUACAUCCCGCAGGAGAUGAUCGAUUUCACUAUUGGCUGGGACGCUGACUUUUUCAGAGAUGAGGGCGACUACACCGUCUUCAUCCAGACUCAUCUUAUGCGACCUCUGGCCAGUGCUCGUCGAGUUGAGAGGGAGAGGCCUGCAGCCCCAGUAGGGAGAGUAAUAGCACAGAGGGCGACUCAGGCCUGCGACAGGAGUGGUUCCCGAAGGGGACGAAGAGUAGAGUGGACAGACUUGCCCACCACUAUGACAUGCUGAGGACAGGGUGGAGAGACUUACCAGAUACCCAUCACUCCUCCUCCGGCUGAUCAUAAGCUCGUCAGAGUUUGCGGCUCGACCCCAGUAUGUGCUAUACUUUGCAUUCUGUAUAGUCAUUUCAUUUCAUUCGGUAUCCUGCAGAAUACUAAUUACUUCAACACUUUUGCAAGCUUCGAUCGAGUAUACUGGGCAGGCUCUGGAGCUAUCGGCCUCAGUGAUGGGGAUGCUACAGAGUAGGCUCUGGACGUUCGUCUAGGAAGAGGACGAGGAGAGACUCCCGCACUUGAGGCGACCGGUGCCGAUCCAGAUGCUACUGCAUUUUGCUUUAUUUUUCUUUUUUUUACUAGUAGUUUUUGCACAUUGUACUGCGUCAGGCAUAUUUUAUUUUCUUCAAAACUACGUACUUUUGCAAAAGAAAACAUGA
Messenger RNA from Camellia sinensis, 3168 nucleotides. The record is from RefSeq and is a predicted model, not a curated record. NCBI's taxonomy places the organism in Eukaryota, Viridiplantae, Streptophyta, Magnoliopsida, Ericales, Theaceae.